CUCACACUCGCACGCACACGCACACGCUCCUCCGGCCCCGCCAUGUUCCUGGAGGCGGCGGCAGGCGAGCCCCAACAGCCCCGGUGUGAGGCACCCGCGUUGAGGCCAGCUCACGGCCCUCCGCCCGGCCCCCGCCCCGCCCUGCGCGGCGCCUCCGCCCAGCUGGCUACUGCCACCUGCGCCGCGGCCCCUCGGGACGCCCCAGGAGGGGCGGCGGCGGCGGCGGGCGGGGCCCCGGCGGACACGGCGGACCCGCGCCGGGGGGCACAAACGGCCUGUCACUGUCAGGCGCGCCGCGGCUCGGGCCAGGCCGGAUGGGCGGCACGCCAGGCCGGGGAGGGCGGGCACGGCGCGUCUCCUACCUUGCUCUGGGGAGGAGGAACGGGAGCAGCGCAGAACUGAGGGGGUCUCCUCCCAGGCGCCGGGGAAAGGCUCGAAACCGCGCCCCUCCUUCCUCCUUUCCUGUCGCCACGCCCCCCUCACCCGCACGGACCCGAGACAAGGCCGGCGCAGGAGGCUUCACCCCCGGAACGAGUGCCUCGGCGUGGCCGUCGCUGUCCUUGUCUUCGUCGCCGCUGCAAACGCCUGUAACGCCGCCGGAGCCGGGCUUGAAAACAUCUCCGGUCUCGGUCCGUCUCUCACCACAGCCUCCUCGCUCCCAGGACAGCGCCAGCCCGCGAUUGGCUGCGGCGCGAGCACGUGACACCUGCGGACACGUGACUCCCGCGGGCACGGGACGGGCGGCGUGACCGCCCCGCUCCCCCGGCGCCCGCUCCUCCUGCCGCUCCGCGAGGCUCCGCAAGCCGCAGGGCGGGGGAGCAGGACGUACCAAGCAGCAAGCGACGGAGGGGUGCGGGCCGGAACUCCGCCCUACGUGCUGGUUUGUCUCCCCACCCUACCCGGGUUAGUGUCACCGCCUCCCCUCCUCAGACACCAUCCGACAAAGGAGGGGAAAUCAAAGACUAGGCGAAGAGGCUAGGCAGACGCCGCAGACGCUGCCCGGCCAGCGGGCUCUGCAGUAGCGUUCGUGGCGACCGUGGCAGUGGCUGUGACUGGAAACUUCUGGAAAUGGCGGCGGAGAUGAAGACCCCACAUAGGGUAUUCACCCGUUACUUUUGCACCGGGUGGGUGGACAAGCGUGAUCCAACUGAGACAAAACGACGCUGCCACUUUAGCUCGAGAACUAGGUGAAGUUUCCCCGCUAAGCCGGCGGCGGCCGCCUGGCCCAGCGCCGUGCCGAAGCCGCACCUGCGCCCAGAGCCCGCGGCCCCCCUGCGCCAGGUUGGAGCCCUGGGCCCCGCCCCGAAAGCUGGUAGCGUGCUCUUGCCCCGGGACUACGGGAUCUGGAGCGCGUCCCUUCCCAGGCACGCCUUCCAGUGGGCUUUGUAAAGAGGAAUUCGGUUUACUUUCACACAUGUAGUGUUGGGAGCUUGAGAGGGAGCCGCUCAGGCACUGGGAAGGGUGCCUCAGGAAAACUGACCGUCGCAGCGUGGCAGCAGCGUGUACUCACUCCCUUCUGGGCGCGUGUUCUUUACCAGAGAUUAAUCUGCAACAGGUUUUAAAUGCUUCAGUUUAAGGUGUUAACGUACUCGGCGGGAAACUGUUUUCUUCCGUUAAACUACAGCAUCCCUUUAUGACUUAGUGCAUGCAGUUCCAAGUUUAUGUUAGACUGUCCUUAAACGUCUUGAUGACUGAGGGUUCAGAUGUGUUCACAGCAAAUGAAGUGACAUUCUGACUUGACAAGGACGGCAUAAGUAUCAACCUGCAUUGAAGAUCAGUUUUUCCUUUCGUAGGUUCCUGAUUUAUCCCACCUAAAAAUCAUUAGGGUCAACAAGACUAGAAAGAGAGCCCCUUAUGGCUAUUGGUGGAAUAGUGUUACAUUUAAUUUGGUUAUUUAUGAUGUGAAAUACAAAGAAAAAAAUAGUCGCCUAUGAGAAAGUCAAGAGAGCUCUAGGAUAGAAGGAAGACAUUUUCAUUGUUACUUACUUGUGCCACUUGGAAAAUUACUGUUUACCUUCUCUCAAUAAAAAAAAAAAAAAUUCUUAAAGAUAUACUUAAAAACAAUCAUUAUAGUCAAGCGUGGUCACUC
Molecule: messenger RNA, 2089 nt
Organism: Saimiri boliviensis boliviensis (Bolivian squirrel monkey)
Lineage: Eukaryota; Metazoa; Chordata; Mammalia; Primates; Cebidae
Source: RefSeq, a predicted model, not a curated record